Messenger RNA from Owenia fusiformis, 936 nucleotides. The record is from the annotation of a GenBank genome assembly. NCBI's taxonomy places the organism in Eukaryota, Metazoa, Annelida, Polychaeta, Sabellida, Oweniidae.
CACAGUUGUGUAUUGGACUGGACACAAUUAACGAUGAAUUCAGUUGUUGGAUUUUCGCUCUUGUUCGCCGGAUGCCUGUCACUAGUGGAAUCGACACCAAAAAUAAGGCAGUAUUUAUUUGGACAAGAUUACGAAGUGUGUUAUAACAUCGAAGGAGAACCUGAAACAUGGUAUAAUAUUGUCUCGCUAAAAGAAAGGGGGCUGGAGAUUGCAGCAAAACUAGUGGAAGCUAAUGGAAUGCAGAGAGCAAGUUCAUUGGUGAUUAAAACUCCAGCAUCAACUACUACUUUCUUCAGACCCGUUGAUGAAAAAACUGUCCGAUGGAGUACACGUGGUGAUGUUAUUGAUAACGACAUAAAGAUAACACCUCUAAAUAAGAAGAACAGGAGACUGUUGUUGUUGAUUAUAGAUCAGCUUGAAAUGCUAGUGAAGAUGAACGGGACAACUAUUGACUUCCGAAUCAUUGAAAUGUCUCAGUUGACAGGAACGCUAACUGGAAUAAUGGGUGAUAUCGCUGCAGCCAUCGAGAAUAUUUCUAUUAUUGAUAGGAAAAUUGCUCAGGGUUCUCCAAGAGGUCGACUCCUCCUAACUGAUGGAAGAGAAGUUUUUACCAGAAGAAUCAGGGGUACUUGUCGAAAAAUUGUCGAUGUAGGUGACGUUAUUGAUGUCUCGAAAAAUAUUCUUGCCGUUCCACCCCUUUAGUCGAUGUCUACCAUUUUGACAAAACCAACCCCUGACGACUUGAUGAGAACAAAAAUAUAAGACAGCGAAUGUAUUAUUUUAUCAAAGAUGUGAAACCGAUCUAAUGACAAUUGGACACAGGGAAUAUGGCUAUGUUUGCAAUUGCAGUGCACCAGAUGUAGCAAUAUAGGGCAACUUUAAACAAUAAAUUACAAUAGUAAAUAGAGUCACAAUCGCUUGAAACUGAAAACCUAC